Messenger RNA from Tetrahymena thermophila SB210, 4017 nucleotides. RefSeq names its product transmembrane protein, putative. The transcript is spliced from 3 exons. The record is from RefSeq and is a predicted model, not a curated record. NCBI's taxonomy places the organism in Eukaryota, Ciliophora, Oligohymenophorea, Hymenostomatida, Tetrahymenidae.
AUGAUGGACGCUAUUUAUUUUGGAGAUAAAAUUAAUGUAUGCAAGGAAAAGCUUAGAUCUGCUUUGAUUUAGAGCGGUCAAUUUUACGAUUUGCUUUGUGGAGAUUUUAUUUCGCUUAAGUCUAUAGAAAAUUUAUCUUCGCCACUGCUCUAAUUAAAGGAAGAAUUGGAGUCUAGCUUUAUUGAACUUUUCAAAAUAAAUUCAAGCGAUAUAGAUCUCUAGUAUUUAACUUGUAUUUAUAUUUAAGUUUUAGAUUUUCAAAACAGAAAAAUUCCAGAAUUUUAACAAUUAAACAGUUUAGAAUCAGCUCAAGAGUAAAAAAAAUUAAAAAGAUAUUAUUUAUAAUAAUCCCACUUUACUGGAAAGAAUUGUGUUAUUUUUUGUUCGCUUUUAUAAAACACCUAUGUUGUCAACUUGGCUUCUAAUUCUUUUUCUAAGAUUUUUGGUAUCCACAAGGAUUUUAUUGUAGGAAAGCAACUAAAUUUAUUGGUUCCAGCAAUUAUAAAAAAAAACCACGAUAAAAUGAUUUAGAAGUUUAUUGAUUAAGAUUCCUUAAGUUUAAUAGAAAGAGGGUAACGUUCUUUGUUUGCCUUGGAUUAACAAGGCUUUAUUUUUCCGAUAUCUCUUAGGAUUAAAAUAGAAAAUUUAAGUGAUGAUGUUGGGGUUUGUGCACUUAUACAUAGAAUAAACAAGUAAAAAUCUUAUAUUCUAUUUGAUGAUGACGGAUGUAUCACUGACUUUUCUAAAAAACUAUACUAUGAUCUAUUUUAAAGUUCAGAAAAAAUGUUAUAUGAUUGGCAAAAUAUCUUUAGAAUGAUCCCAUUCACUUAGAUUAUAAUAUAGAGUAAGUAGCUCAAUACAAAAUUCUGCAGUGCUAUGGUUAUUAAAUAGCAAUUUAAAAAUAAAUUGUCAAACACAUAAAUUGAAACAACAACUUAAGCAAAGAAUAUUAAUUUGCAUUCCUACAAUGAUGAUGUAUUUUUAAUACAGUUUUAGGUAUGCUAAAAUUAAACUAGAAUUAAUGUGAACGUAAAUUAUUUAGAAAUUGAAAACUAUGAAAAAGAAACAAACCAAAGCAAGAAAAAUAAAAUCAUUGAUGAAUUAAAUAAUUAGUUAAUAUAAUAGGAAUAGUAGGACAAUUAAAUUAAACAAAUAAACAAAAAUUUUGAAGCUUUAAAUUCAUAUUAAUAUUUUUUGUCUGAAAGAUAGCUGCCUUAAAACAUAGAUAGCAAUAACUUGUUACUUAUGAAAUGGCAAGAAGAUUAGAAAUUUCAACAAGCAAGUAGACCAAAUAUAAAGACUGAAAUUCCCAGUACAAAUAGAAUACAUUUAAUUUUUAAUGAAAAUGAAGAUUUUAAAGAAGAAAAUAUGACUAAGUGUUUCAGUGAGCAGCAGAUUCCAGUAAAUUAAAAUUAAAAACAAGAAUAAUUUGAAAACUAAAUAGAUAAUCUUAGUUGGAUAAACAAAAAUGAUAUACCUUCAAGCAGGAAUAAAAGCACAAAGGAAAUUAGAAACAAAGAGAUUCCUAAUAUUGCUUUGUAAUUAAAAAAGACUCACACAAUGAGCUCAAAUUAUUUAGAUUUUAAUCAAUCGCCUCUUGUUUUCUCUCAGCACACAUAAUUAUUGCUCCUUACAAACAACUAAUAAGAUUUUAAUCAAAUUGCAACUACUAAUUCAAAGCGCAACAUUGAAUAAUAAGGAAGCAAUUAAUUUGAUUUUUCAAUUAAUAAUUUUCCUUCCUCCAAUUAGAACAUAGCAGCUGAUUAAUAAUAUUCUAAUUUUUAAAAUACAAAAAACGAAGAUUAACAAAAAGCAAACAAACUUAUUAAUAAGUAAAACACAAUUAAUUUAGUUAAUUCGUAAAAAACAUUGUCAGACAGCGAUAAAUGUUUGAGUAUAGAAGACAAUAUUUUCAACAAAAGGAAAACAAAAAGCACUAAUUUUCAGGAAGAGGAGUAAGAGGAAAAAGAGUAAAAGAAAGAACAACAAAAUGAAAUAGCUAGUGUUAAUUCAAGCAAAUAUAGUUCAGAAGAUCUCAUUAAAAGAAAUAUGAUAAGACGAAUUAACUAAAAGGUUUUCAAUAAAAGUUUGCAACUUAUGAUUUUUACGGGAUUUAUUGCUAUUAUUAUUUUAAUUGUCGUCACUUUGAUUGUUUAUUUGUAAAAUUUAAAUAGCUUAGAUAAUUUUGUAGCAUCAUUUUUGAAAAUUGAUGGUGCAUUAUUUUGCUUUACAGAUGUAAUGAAAAUAUAAGCUUUGUCUAAUUAUUAAGUUUUGUUAGGUAACACAUAUAUUUAAGAUAGUUAAGAUAUAUAAAAUUAAUAAAAUAUCUUGGUCAAUUACGAACUUACUGCUGUUUUAUAAGAUUACAAUUAAAAUUUUGAAGAUCUAGUUUUAUAUAACGACAGCUAAGACGAACUCAAUGAUUUAUAAAAUAAUCCUUUCUUGGUUUAAGUUUUUGCAGCAGGAUUUUAUGAUUUUACUCACAUCUAAUUUAAUUCUACUGUAAAAUUUUCAUAAAGCUUGUAAUAUACGAUCAUGCAAUUCUAUUAUGAAAUCAUAUUUUAUGUUAUUAACUAUGAGGAAUAAUAAGAAGAUUUUAUAUGGGGAAAUAUUGUUGAAUUUAAAUCCAGGAUGAAAAACCUUUAAUCAAUUGUGGAGAGUUAUGCGAAGACUUAAUUUAACAACAUGAAUGCCCAACAAAUGACAGUUAUCACACUAGUGAGCAUUUUAAGCUUUUUGAUGAUAUUUUCAAUUAUACCAUUGAAUAUCUAUAUUCAAAUAAAAAGGGAAAAAGUUAUGAAGCUUUUUGGCACAUUUUAGCCUCAGACUCUUGAAUUAUAAAUAAGAUUAAUAGAACUUGCAAUUUUUAAAAUAGAUAAAACUAAGCUGGCAAAUGAAAAUUAUAAAAAAGCACAACCAAGUAUUAUUAAAAGCAUUAAGUCCUCAACAAAGAAAUAAAAACACAUUUAUCUGAAAGACUUGAUGGAAUAAGCUUUAGAUACAAAGACUUAAAAUAAAAAAAACCUAAUUUCAAAUAAUUAUUUUUAAUAAGCAUAAUAACUACCAAAAUAUAUUAGAAGAGAGCAAAAACCAAGAAACAGAUCCAUAGCAUCAUUCAAUAGCUUACCUAAAUUUAAUUUAAUUGUAAUUUUGUUAGGAAUAGUAGCAGUUUUUUUGUUACUAAUUUAGCCUGCUUUAAAUAUUUUGCAAUUUAGUCCUUUUAAAACUGAAUCAAAUGCUACUCUGUAAGACAGAAUAAGUCUCAUAGAUAUUUUUACUUUACUGAUUGAAAACCAAGGUUCUCAUAUUGAAUCAAUAUUGUCUUUAGUUACUCUUUAAGUGCCUUCUACUACUUACUAUUACACCUAUGCUAAUAACCUCACUGAUUAAAACGAAAAAGCAAUUUCACAAUUAUAAAAUUUAACAACAAAUCUAGGAAUAUAACGAUAUAAUUAAAAUAUGUUUGAAGACUUCUAUAAAAAUAUUCUCAAUUCAAAUUUAUGUUAAGUGAGACAAAACUUUCCUUAAUAUUUUAACUCUAAUGUGACUUAAGCAACAUGUGAGAGAGUAUUCAAUGGAAUAUUAAAAAGAGGAUUAAUUUUAUCUAUAAAUAGAGUAUUUCAAACUUUUGAAGAACUUUUAGAAAUGUAUGCAAUAUAGGACUUGGAUUAACAACUUAACUUUUACAUUUAAUUCCAAAGUUAAUAUUCCUAUGUAGAUUUUAAACUACUAAUAUAAGUUAUAUCCGAAUCUGUUGAUGCAAUAAGACAAUAUUAAGACGAAUCUCUAUAAGAAUACAAACAGCAUGUCAAAUUUAAUUUGUUUUAGUUGUUUAUCGCUUAGUUAUUUAUAAUUAUUUUAGUAUUUUUCAUUGGCUGGCUACGUCUUUUUUACAGCUUUGUCGAUUAAUUAGCAAAAACUAAAAAUAUUUUCAAAGUAUUUCACAUUAACGUGCUGUAUGAAAAUGACUACAUCCAAUCCUACUUUAGACAAAUGCAAAUAAAAUAAAAUAAGUGA